This is a messenger RNA of Populus trichocarpa (black cottonwood), 2963 nucleotides long. RefSeq names its product beta-galactosidase 15. Gene Ontology annotation, biological process: carbohydrate metabolic process. Gene Ontology annotation, molecular function: beta-galactosidase activity; carbohydrate binding. NCBI's taxonomy places the organism in Eukaryota, Viridiplantae, Streptophyta, Magnoliopsida, Malpighiales, Salicaceae. Bases 180 to 2660 code for a protein of 826 amino acids. Gene Ontology annotation, cellular component: cell wall; vacuole. The record is from RefSeq and is a predicted model, not a curated record. The transcript has 19 exons.
UUCAAAAUCCCAAAUUAGUUAACUUAAAAAUGUGGAUAAUGAUGGGGUUGCCUAUACAUAGAUAAAAUUUAGAGAUCAGUUUUUCCCUGUAUUGGACUUGAUACAUUCCUAUAUAUACAAGUCUACAUAUCUCAAAGCAAACAUAUCUGAAUUUUUCAGUUUUAUGAGAAUAAGCAAAGAUGCCGGGUUCCUGGAUUGGUAUUCUUCUCAUUGCUAGUUUAGGUUUGAUAGGUUCCUGCUCAGCAGCAGCAGCAGCAGCAGCAGCAGCAGCAGUUGAAUAUGAUUCUAGUGCUGUUAUCAUCAAUGGCCAAAGAAAAAUUAUUCUCUCAGGAUCAAUUCACUAUCCUCGUAGCACUGUUGAGAUGUGGUCAGAUUUGAUUCAGAAAGCAAAGGAAGGAGGACUUGAUACGAUUGAAACAUACAUUUUCUGGAACGCACACGAGCGUCGCCGUCGUGAGUAUAAUUUCACGGGCAACCUAGACUUUGUAAAGUUUUUCCAAAAAGUGCAAGAAGCAGGGCUAUAUGGCAUUCUCCGAAUUGGUCCUUAUGCCUGUGCUGAAUGGAACUACGGGGGCUUCCCUGUGUGGCUACACAAUAUUCCAGAAAUCAAAUUCAGGACAGACAAUGAGAUUUUCAAGAAUGAAAUGCAGACUUUUACAACCAAGAUUGUGAACAUGGCUAAAGAAGCGAAGCUUUUUGCAUCGCAAGGAGGACCUAUAAUUCUCGCACAGAUAGAGAACGAAUAUGGAAAUGUCAUGGGGCCUUACGGAGAAGCAGGGAAAUCAUACGUUCAGUGGUGCGCGCAAAUGGCUGUAGCCCAAAAUAUUGGUGUACCCUGGAUUAUGUGCCAGCAGAGCGAUUCUCCAUCAUCCGUGAUUAACACAUGCAAUGGAUUCUACUGCGAUACAUUUACACCAAACAGUCCAAAAAGUCCGAAAAUGUGGACUGAAAACUGGACUGGCUGGUACAAGAAAUGGGGCCAAAAAGAUCCACACAGGACUGCCGAAGAUUUAGCAUUUUCAGUGGCACGCUUUUUCCAGUACAAUGGAGUGUUGCAGAACUACUACAUGUAUUAUGGAGGAACCAACUUUGGACGCACGUCAGGAGGCCCAUUUAUCGCAACAUCUUACGACUAUGAUGCACCACUUGAUGAAUACGGAAAUUUAAACCAGCCCAAGUGGGGACACCUCAAAAACCUCCAUGCAGCACUCAAAUUGGGGGAGAAGAUUCUGACUAACAGCACAGUGAAAACAACAAAAUAUUCAGAUGGGUGGGUUGAGCUGACUACGUACACCAGCAACAUUGAUGGGGAGAGAUUGUGUUUCCUGAGCAACACAAAAAUGGAUGGUCUAGAUGUUGACUUGCAACAAGAUGGAAAGUACUUUGUGCCUGCUUGGUCUGUUAGUAUUCUUCAAGAUUGUAACAAGGAAACUUACAACACUGCAAAGGUUAACGUCCAAACCUCUUUGAUUGUAAAGAAAUUACAUGAGAAUGAUACACCUCUAAAACUCUCCUGGGAGUGGGCACCAGAGCCAACUAAAGCCCCCCUCCACGGACAAGGUGGUUUUAAAGCGACUCAGCUUCUUGAACAAAAGGCGGCAACAUAUGAUGAAAGUGACUACUUAUGGUACAUGACUAGCGUUGACAAUAAUGGGACAGCCUCGAAAAAUGUGACGUUGCGUGUGAAGUAUUCAGGGCAAUUCCUUCAUGCUUUUGUUAAUGGGAAGGAGAUAGGUUCCCAACAUGGUUACACUUUCACAUUCGAGAAACCUGCUUUGCUGAAGCCCGGGACAAACAUUAUUUCUUUGCUCAGUGCCACUGUUGGACUGCAGAACUAUGGUGAAUUUUUUGAUGAGGGACCUGAAGGCAUAGCAGGAGGUCCCGUUGAGUUGAUCGACAGCGGCAACACCACCACUGAUUUAUCAUCAAACGAGUGGAGUUAUAAGGUUGGAUUGAAUGGUGAGGGGGGACGAUUCUACGAUCCAACUUCAGGCCGUGCCAAAUGGGUCUCAGGUAAUCUUCGUGUGGGGAGAGCCAUGACCUGGUAUAAGACCACCUUCCAGGCUCCAUCAGGAACCGAACCUGUGGUGGUGGACUUGCAAGGUAUGGGCAAGGGUCAUGCCUGGGUGAAUGGGAAUAGUCUAGGUCGCUUCUGGCCAAUAUUGACUGCCGAUCCCAACGGAUGCGAUGGCAAAUGUGAUUACCGUGGACAAUAUAAGGAGGGCAAAUGCCUGUCAAAUUGUGGCAAUCCAACUCAAAGAUGGUAUCAUGUCCCAAGAUCAUUCCUCAACAAUGGCUCAAACACAUUGAUUUUGUUCGAGGAAAUCGGAGGAAACCCUUCAGAUGUUUCUUUCCAGAUUACGGCAACUGAAACAAUAUGCGGAAAUACAUAUGAAGGAACCACAUUAGAAUUAUCAUGCAACGGUGGACGAAGAAUCAUCUCAGAUAUCCAAUACGCCAGCUUUGGAGACCCGCAGGGAAGCAGCUGCGGCUCAUUCCAGAGAGGCAGCGUUGAGGCCAGUCGUAGCUUUUCUGCAGUUGAAAAGGCGUGCAUGGGAAAGGAGAGUUGUUCAAUAAACGUCUCAAAAGCAACAUUUGGAGUAGAAGAUAGCUUUGGCGUUGAUAAUAACAGGCUGGUUGUUCAAGCUGUAUGCACAUGAUACAAUGAGAGUCAUUGUUAAAAGAAUGAAAAUUGAUUACUGCAAUUGGGUUUUGCUAUCAAAGAUAAAAAUGAUUCUGUACACCAUGAACACAAGUCCUCAGAAACAGAAAUCUGUUUGAUGAUAUCUCUGUUUCUUUACGGCUUCAUGUUUUCAUGAGGAGAUUCACAUAUAUCUGUACUCAAGUCGUCAAUUAUUGUCUCCAGGUUUAUCAAACUCGAGAACUGUCAUUGACAUUUGACUGUACAAAGAUCGACAAUUUCGUACAUUUCAAUAGCAACCCUCUGGCAGAUCUUCCCUACA